AUGUCUAUGGAUCACGGCAGAGACCCAUGCCCAUGGGUUAUCCUUAACGACUUCGGUGGCGCGUUCGCCAUGGGAGCCAUCGGUGGAACUAUCUGGCACGGUAUCAAAGGUUUCCGAAACAGUCCAUAUGGCGAGCGAAGAGUCGGCGCUCUCUCAGCAAUCAAGAUGCGCGCACCGGUUUUGGGAGGAAACUUCGGCGUUUGGGGUGGUUUGUUCAGCACAUUCGACUGCGCAAUCAAGAGCACACGGCAAAAAGAGGACGCCUGGAAUGCGAUAGGAGCUGGUUUCCUUACAGGUGGUUCCCUCGCUUUCCGUGGUGGAUUCAAGGCUGCACGAAACGGUGCCAUCGGCUGCGCCGUCUUGCUUGCCGUCAUUGAGGGUGUUGGUAUCGGAUUCCAGAAGCUCAUGGCGGGCAGCACGAAGCUGGAGGCACCUGCACUCCCUUCGAGCAACGAGCAAGCAGCAUUAUGA
Molecule: messenger RNA, 471 nt
Organism: Colletotrichum truncatum
Lineage: Eukaryota; Fungi; Ascomycota; Sordariomycetes; Glomerellales; Glomerellaceae
Product: mitochondrial import inner membrane translocase subunit
Biological process (GO): protein import into mitochondrial matrix
Cellular component (GO): TIM23 mitochondrial import inner membrane translocase complex; mitochondrial inner membrane
Molecular function (GO): transmembrane protein transporter activity
Source: RefSeq, a predicted model, not a curated record